CAGAGAGAGGUUAGGGUAAAAGGGUAGUGCGCUUCAACUUUUAGAACAGCUUUUCUGUUCUCCAAUCACUGCCUUUUUUCACCUCCUGUCCCUCCUCCCUCUCUGUGUCUCUUUCUUUUUCUGCCUUUCGGUGGCUGUUUGGCUUCAGUGGGUCUUUGCCAUCACACUACAAUGACUGCUGUAGCUGUAGCCUCCCUGCAGUGAGCAUUCUGAGGUUAUGCUGCCCGAAAGUUCCCAGUUGAGUCUGAAUGAAAGAGAAAAGGGCUAAAGCCAGCGCACUUUACAGUACCACACACAAACCUGACCAUAAGCAAUGAGUGACCCUCAGGAUGCCAGUGACGUCACUUCAGCCGCAGGCUUGACGAAGCAUUUGCCUGUUGCAGUGCAUUCUCCGCCCCAGCGAUGUGAUGAUGAUGAUGAAGGGGACUUGAACAAGACACUGGGAGUGCAGCGCUUCCAGCAGAUCCUCACACCCCCCCAGCGCGUGCCCAUCGAACAACACCGCACCUUUAAUGAGGAGGACUUUGACGAGGCACAGACGCUCGCCACCGUUGACCUGGAUGGCAUUAAAAGUCACAGGUUUGAAGAUGUCCCUGGUGUGCGGCGGCACCUGGUUAAGAAAAGCGCUAAAGGUCAGGUGGUUCACAUCGGCAAGGACUACAAAGAGCCCAGCAGUCGUAUCCGGACCAAGUUGGAUCGAACCCCACAUGAGAGGAGAUCAUGGCCCUGUUACAUGGACUACAGGGUUCGUCAGGCCCGACAGCUGAAGGUGUUUGUCGAGCUGAAUGAGUUACUGAUGGAUAAGAACCAGGAGAUGCACUGGAAGGAAACCGCUCGUUGGAUAAAGUUUGAGGAGGAUGUGGAGGAGGAGACGGAGCGCUGGGGCAAACCUCAUGUAGCUUCUCUCUCAUUCCGCAGCCUGCUGGAGCUCCGCAAGACCAUUUCACAUGGUGCAGUGUUGUUGGAUCUGGACCAGAAGACGCUGCCUGGUAUUGCUCAUCAGGUUGUGGAGCAGAUGAUUAUCUCAGAUCAAAUCAGAGCACAGGACAGAGCCAAUGUGCUCCGAGCCCUGCUCCUCAAACACAGUCAUCCGAGUGACGGCAAGGAGCACAGCUUAUUUAAACGGAACAUCUCAGCAACCAGCCUUGGCUCUCUCAUAUCUCAUUACCAUAGCAGUAACCAUAUCGCCGCACCGGAGCCCCCUGCCACAGACCCGCUCAUCGGAGGACUACGUAACUUUGAGUCACGGAUUAGUGUCGACUCAGAUAGGAAUGAGAAAGACACACCCCAGUUUUUUGGUUUGCACAAGACCAAAUCUAAACAUGAGCUGAAGCUGCUUGAGAAGAUUCCAGAGGAUGCAGAAGCAACCGUUGUCCUUGUGGGUAGUGUGGAUUUCCUGGACCAGCCGACCAUGGCCUUUGUGAGACUGCAGGAAGCGGUUCUGUUAGAGUCAGUUCUAGAAGUGCCGAUUCCAGUGCGCUUUCUUUUCGUGUUGCUCGGCCCUCCCAAUGCCAACAUUGACUACCACCAAAUCGGCCGCUCCAUAUCAACACUUAUGUCUGAUAAACACUUCCAUGAAGUGGCGUAUUUGGCAGAUGAGCGGCAGGACCUGCUGACAGCCAUCAACAGCUUCCUGGACUGCAGUAUUGUGCUUCCUCCAUCUGAGGUUGGAGGAGAUGAGCUGCUGCAUUCUAUCGCUCGCUUCCAAAAAGAGAUACUGCACAAGAGACAUGAACAAGAGGUCAAACUACAGGCCAAAGAACCCAAGAGCCCCGAGGACAUUGCUCUUCAUCCUCCUCUCAAACCUGAAGACGAUCCUCUUCGGAGGACGGGUCGGCUGUUUGGCGGGGUUAUCCGAGAUGCACGGCGCCGCUACCCCAAAUACAUCAGUGAUUUUAAAGAUGCCCUAAGUCCUCAAUGCAUGGCCACAGUCAUUUUCAUUUACUUUGCUGCCCUUUCUCCUGCCAUCACCUUUGGAGGACUUUUGGGUGAAAAGACAGACGGUUUGAUAGGUGUGUCCGAGCUGAUUAUUUCCACUGCCAUGCAGGGAAUGUUGUUCUGUCUGCUUGGGGCUCAACCUCUGCUGGUGGUGGGCUUCUCUGGACCCCUUCUAGUGUUUGAAGAGUCCUUCUAUUCAUUCUGUAGGUCCAGUGAAAUCGAGUAUCUGACAGGACGUUUGUGGAUUGGAAUCUGGUUGAUCAUCAUUGUAGUUCUCACGGUGGCCUUUGAAGGGAGCUUCCUGGUGCGAUUUGUGUCACGCUUCACCCAAGAGAUCUUCUCCUUCCUUAUCUCUCUCAUCUUCAUCUACGAGACCUUCUUCAAGCUGGGCAAAAUCUUCAUGGAUCAUCCUCUCAGAAGCUGCAGUGGGCGAGAAGAAAAUGACACUGCUUUACCAACACCCACAAGUGACGGCAGGUCUUCAGAUGCCUCUCAAACCCUAAACCAGCCAAACACAGCUCUCCUCUCCCUGGUGCUCACGGCCGGCACCUUCUUCAUUGCCUUCUAUCUGCGUAAAUUCAAGAACAGCGCUUUUUUCCCUGGCACGCUCCGAAGGGCUAUUGGAGAUUUUGGAGUUCCUAUUGCAAUCUUCAUCAUGGUUCUGUUGGACUACAGCAUUAAGGACACUUACACACAGAAACUAAGUGUGCCUGAUGGCUUCUCUGUGACCAGCCCUGACAAGCGUGGUUGGUUAAUACACCCACUGGGCUCUGAUGGCCAGUUCCCCAUUUGGAUGAUGGUUGCCAGCAUUCUCCCUGCCCUGCUUGUCUAUAUCCUAAUUUUCAUGGAGACUCAAAUCACCACGCUUAUUGUGAGCAAGAAGGACAGGAUGCUGGUUAAGGGUUCAGGGUUUCACUUGGACCUGCUGAUCAUCGUGGUCGCGGGAGGUGUUUCAGCGCUGUUUGGGCUGCCGUGGUUGACCGGUGCUACAGUUCGUUCUGUAACUCAUGCAAAUAGCCUCACAGUGAUGAGCAAAGCUGUUGCACCUGGUGACAAACCACGCAUUCAGGAAGUGAAAGAGCAGAGAGUAACAGGAUUUCUGGUGGCUUUUCUAGUAGGUCUGUCCAUUGUGAUUGGAGAUGUUUUGCGGCAGGUUCCUAUCGCUGUGUUGUUUGGUAUAUUCCUCUAUAUGGGAGUGAUGUCUCUCAAUGGGAUCCAGCUAACAGAACGCAUGAUGCUGCUAUUUAUGCCACCGAAGUACCAUCCUGAACACACCUAUGUCCGCAAGGUGCGUACUCUACGCAUGCACCUGUUCACAUGUUUGCAGCUGGUGUGCCUGGCUGUGCUGUGGGCUGUAAUGUCAACCUCGGCCUCGUUAGCCUUCCCGUUUGUUCUUGUCCUCACUGUGCCAUUCAGAAGGUUCCUGCUGUCCCGAAUAUUUACUCGCCGUGAGAUACAAUGU
Messenger RNA from Sinocyclocheilus grahami, 3400 nucleotides. RefSeq names its product anion exchange protein 2-like. Gene Ontology annotation, biological process: regulation of intracellular pH; transmembrane transport; bicarbonate transport. The annotation marks the transcript as partial. Lineage: Eukaryota; Metazoa; Chordata; Actinopteri; Cypriniformes; Cyprinidae. The record is from RefSeq and is a predicted model, not a curated record. Gene Ontology annotation, cellular component: basolateral plasma membrane; apical plasma membrane; plasma membrane. The transcript has 21 exons. Gene Ontology annotation, molecular function: solute:inorganic anion antiporter activity; monoatomic anion transmembrane transporter activity.